Paramisgurnus dabryanus is the source of this 4317-nucleotide messenger RNA. It is a transcript of the gene ralgps1, whose product is annotated as Ral GEF with PH domain and SH3 binding motif 1. The record is from RefSeq and is a predicted model, not a curated record. NCBI's taxonomy places the organism in Eukaryota, Metazoa, Chordata, Actinopteri, Cypriniformes, Cobitidae. Gene Ontology annotation, molecular function: guanyl-nucleotide exchange factor activity. Gene Ontology annotation, cellular component: plasma membrane. Gene Ontology annotation, biological process: Ras protein signal transduction.
GUGAAAUGCCCCGCGUCUCCACCAUCCGGUAACAUCUUGCCAGCGCAUCACGACUGCCUUCAAUGCCCGUCUUCAUGCCAGAGCAAAACAACCCGUUUGCACAAUCGGAUUAAUUGAAAUAGGCUCAUAUUAGCCUAAGAAUAUAUUCAGUUGUCAGCGGAUAAGAACGUGUCUCUAAAAUUCUGAGGGUCGUGCUACAGAGAAAUACGCUUUGCGUAGACUGGCGCGUGCAUUUUCAGGGCGCGAGGACGUGUUGUAUUUACAUUCACAGUAUAACAGGAGCACAGAUUGGAAUGGCCUCUUCAUCACGCAGAUAUUAGCUAUGUGAAAGAUCUGGCAAGACAAAAUGGGGAUGGCUGAGAGGUUGUGUGUGGUGGUGAGCAGCUGAGGUUGGCUGUGAUCUGGAUCUUCUCUACAGAUUGAGAGCAUGUACAGGAGGAAUGGGCUCCCUGCCAGCGUCAGCAUCACCUCUGGCCACACACAGGACAGCAGCAGUUCAGAGUCUCUGGAUGGACGGAGCUUGGACUCUGCUAAGAGUUUUGAUGCGGUGGUGUUUGACAUGCUAAAAGUGACACCUGAGGAGUUUGCUAGUCAGAUCACUUUGAUGGAUGCUCCUGUUUUUAAAGCGAUACAGCCUGAGGAGCUGGCCAGCUGUGGAUGGAACAAGAAGGAGAAGCACAGCCUUUCACCCAAUGUUGUGGCCUUCACGCGGAGAUUCAACCAGGUGAGUUUCUGGGCAGUGAGGGAGAUUUUGACAGCUCAAACACUGAAAAUACGAGCAGAAAUAUUGGGCCAUUUCAUCAAAAUAGCAAAGAAACUGCUGGAGUUGAAUAACCUGCACUCUCUGGUGUCGGUGGUCUCUGCCCUUCAAAGUGCCCCCAUCUUCAGACUGAGCAAAACCUGGGCAUUGAUCAGUCGAAAGGACAAGGCCACCUUCGAGAAACUGGAUUUCCUUACGUCAAAGGAGGAGAAUUACAACCGCAUGAGAGAGUACAUCAGAUCCCUCAAAAUGACCCCCUGUAUCCCCUACUUAGGAAUUUAUCUGUUUGAUAUGACCUACAUUGACUCCGCCUAUCCUGCCUCUGACAGCAUCAUAGAGACGGAGCAGAGAACCAAUCAGAUGAACAAUCUGCUGCGCAUCAUCUCCGACCUUCAGAUGUCCUGUAACUAUGAUCAUUUGGUUAUGUUACCACACGUGCAGAAGUACCUGAUGUCAGUGCGUUACAUUGAAGAGCUGCAGAAGUUUGUUGAGGAUGACAAUUACACACUAUCUUUGAAGAUUGAACCUGGGAACAGCUCACCUCGUCUGGUGUCCUCCAAAGAAGAUCUUGGAGGUCCCUCCGAAGUGUCCGCUUCAGUGAGAUAUAACCGCCGGCCGACCUGUCCUGAUACCUCAGUGGUAGCCUAUAUCCCCACCCCUCCUCCUGCCCGUCACAGGAAGAGCCACAGCUUGGGAAAUAAUAUGAUCUGCCAGUUUGGUGUGGCGGAGAGUAAAAGUGCAACUUUCCCAGCCAAAGAAAAGGCUCGACAUCUGUUGGACGAUAGUUUCUUGGAAUCACACAGUCCUGUCAGAAACCACACCCAUGAUUCAGUUUUCACCAAUGGCAUUUCUCUGGGCAGUAGAGAAAGUUCAUUUAGUGAUGAAUUAUCGAGUACUGUUGAAAGAGGUCGUAUGUACGCAACACUCGGUCCAAACUGGCGAGUUCCAGUCUGUAGGUCCCCUAGAAGCAGAAGUUAUGUUUACAGUACCUCUGGGGCUGUGUCCAGCUAUGAAUGCAGUUCUCUGAGCAGUAUAACCAUCGAAGGGCCAUUACGAAGGAAGACACUGAUGAAGGGGGGCAAAAAACCAACUCUCUCAUCAUGGAGGCGAUACUGGAUUGUGUUGUCUGGCUCUAUUCUCAUCUAUUUUGGUUCUAAAGCACUAAGAGCAAAUGAACGAAGACAUUACAAAUCCAGGCCAUGUAAAAAAAUCACACUCACAGGUUGGAUGGUGGCACUGCCCGACAACCCUGAACAUCCAAACAUUUUCCAGCUCACUGAUCCUGAAAGAGGCAAUGUUUACAAGUUCCAGACUGGAUCACGUUUCUCUGCAGUUAUCUGGCACAAACAUCUGGCCGAGGCUUGCAGAAGUACAAAACCACAGAUACCAGCAAACCUCAUGUCUUUUGAAUAGUCUUGGAAAGUGGAAAACAAACCAGCGGAAUUGAAAGAUGUGAAUACCUACAAAAUGUGAAAGAUUUUUGAUCUGUAGCCAAAAUAUGAUGAUAUUUUUACAUUUCGAAGAAUGAAACUGCGUUUUGGGCACCUCAGCCUCCGUGUAAGCGGACCUAUACAGCUAAAACUGAGUCUCCGAAAGCUGUAUAUAUUGCAAAAAUCCGAAAUUAAUUUAUGGCGCUUUUCCAUUGGAUAGGACAGCUUGGUACAACUCAUUUUCUUUAUGUACAGUACCUAGUACCUGAUACUUUUUUUAGUACCACCCAGGUUGAGGUUCCAAGCGAGCCGUACUCAUACUAAAACAUGACGUGUACACUGCAGAUCACUGAUUGGGCUUCGUUGCUCCAGUGUUGAGCGUUUGUUUGGAUCGCAUUUAUGAUGUCACGUCAGUAGAGGCGGAGCAUCUGUAACAAUAAGUCUAUAAUCCCACCCACUCUGUAGCGGCACUAAACUACCAUUGAAAAGCAGAUCGAGCCAAAGUAAACAGCCACAUCGUACUACACAAUGGAAAAGCGACAUUGGUCAUUGGAGUCACACAGCUGAUGUCUGUCUGAAAUUCAGUUUUACCGUAAAAAAAACUGAAGAUAUGUGUGAAAUAUGUUGUAAAUAAUGUGUAUAAAAUAGCAUCAUCUACUUGAUGGUUCCAUGUGAUUAAGUGCCAACAUAAUGUGACAACUUUUGUAUUGUUAUAGUUUUGCUCAGUCGAUUUUGCACAUUUCUAUAAGGUUGAUGGUCUCAGAUAAAGCAGAGAGAAAGAUCAAGUGUCAUCACUUAUGGCUGUCUUCAUUGGUCAGUGUGGCUGGUCACUAAGGACAUCUUUAUAGUGUCACAUACCAUAACAUCUAGCAUGAUUCAGACUGUGAUGUUUACAGAAACUGAAGGACCUGAUAAAGCUUUAUUUUCUUGUUACUAAAGGUAUGUGUCCACAUUUUAAUCAUUCCACCAUAUCUGCAUCUAUUAUAACUGUAUCCAGGUGUACAGUACUGUUUUCUUUCAGAGAUGACCGCUGAAUAGAUUUGACCGCUGUCGCCUAUGACCUCUGACCUCUCCAACUGAGACACAUGCAUGCCAAGUCUUGCCAUUUUAAAGAAGACUUCAUGUGUGUUGGCUCUUAUUAUAGCCCAUAUGGACAAAAUGCAAAAACAAAAUAGAAAGAUAUUCAUUUAAAAACUUUAAUACUUAUUUUUUCUAAUAUAGUUCUAUUGCAAACAUAUACAAUAUACAGCAGUUUGAAUGCUUUUGUUAGAUGCAUUGGCUGAAACCAGUGCAGUGUUAUGCAUACUGGUUUGAAAAAAUAAAGUCAGUUUUGACGGGUGUGUUGAUCAUUUGUGAGCAUUGACCAAAGUUUGUAGAAAUGUGUAAAAUCGAUUGACAAUUGUAGAAUUAUAUUCAGUUCAUGUUAGAUGUUAAGGUGGAAGACAGUCUAACCCUGCAGCAUAAUGACAAGCAUUAGCACACAAUGUGUAUCUGCCUAAUGGAAAGACAAGAAAAAACCCAGGUGCAUUGUAUUAAUGUCACAACUCUCCUCAUUUUCUUUUGGGUAAUAUACAGAUGUUUUUUUUCACGAGCACAUUACCUGGAGUAAAUUAAGCUUGUGAAACUUUAUUUCUUACAUCCCUGCUUAGAGCAUGGCCAGAUAUGUAUGUAUUCAAAUUAAAAUGUGAAAUUCCUGGGAAAUGUGAAGGAUUGUACAUGGGGUCAAUAUAAGUCUGACUUCACACGACACCGCUUCCGGGUCCUUGUUAAGUCUGAAUGUUUAGAUUGUUGUCUCUAUUGAAAUCAUUGGAGGCUUGGACACGGUAUGUUUUGACACGACUUAACAAGUGGAGGUACAUCAGAAUUAACUUUUUUUCUUGAUGUGAUCUUUGGAAAACCACUGAAGCUCUGCGAUGUAGUUCAGUGUUCACAUAAUUUAAAUUAUUAUUCAGCUUAUUUAUUUAUUUAUUUUAUGAAAUACAACAAAAAGCCUGUAUAAAUUGUAAAGUAGCGUACAUUGCAAAGCCCAGCAUUUAUCAAUGACACAUGUUUGUAAGGUGUAGAAAUUAGACUUAUUCCACGAAAGUGUAAUAUUUGUGAAAUGUAUGUCAAAUUAACUUUGAUUUU